GACGCGCGCCUGGUACUGGACAUGGACCGCGCGCGCCUGUGGCUGGGGCUUCUGCUGCCCGUGGUGGCCGCCCUGGAUUUCCGAUAUCACCACCAGGAAGGGAUGGAGGCGUUCCUAAAGAGCGUGGCUCAGAACUACAGUUCGAUCACGCACUUGCACAGCAUCGGGAAAUCUGUGAGAGGUAGAAACCUGUGGGUUCUCGUUGUGGGGCAGACCCCAAAGGAACACAGAGUCGGGAUUCCAGAAUUCAAAUACGUGGCGAAUAUGCACGGAGAUGAGACUGUGGGGCGAGAACUGCUGCUCCACCUGAUCGACUAUCUGGUGAGCAGUUACAGGAAAGACCCGGAAAUCACGCAUCUGAUUGACAGCACCCGGAUCCACAUCAUGCCUUCCAUGAACCCCGAUGGAUUCGAAGCUGUCCAGAAACCCGACUGUUACUACAGCAAUGGCAGGGAAAACUACAAUAAUUAUGACCUGAACAGAAACUUUCCUGAUGCCUUUGAGAAUAACAAUGUAACAAAGCAACCUGAGACUCUGGCAAUCAUGGAGUGGCUGAAAACGGAAACAUUUGUCCUCUCUGCGAAUCUCCAUGGGGGUGCCCUGGUGGCCAGUUACCCCUUCGAUAAUGGCGUACAAGCUACGGGGACACUGUUGUCUCGAAGCUUAACCCCGGAUGACGACGUUUUCCAACACCUGGCCUACACCUACGCCUCCCGGAAUCCCAACAUGACAAAGGGAGAUCAGUGUAAAAACAAGAGGAACUUCCCCAACGGGAUUAUCAACGGCUACUCCUGGUACCCACUGCAAGGGGGAAUGCAAGACUACAACUACAUCUGGGCCCAGUGCUUUGAAAUUACCCUGGAGCUGUCGUGCUGUAAAUAUCCUCGCGAGGAGAAGCUGCCGCUCUUUUGGAAUGAUAACAAAGCCUCUUUGAUCGAAUAUAUAAAACAGGUGCACCUAGGGGUAAAGGGUCAAGUGUUCGAUCAGAGUGGGGCUCCAUUACCGAAUGUGAUUGUGGAAGUCCAGGACAGAAAGCACAUCUGCCCGUUUAGAACCAACAAGCUUGGAGAGUACUAUCUGCUCCUGCUGCCCGGGUCCUACGUGAUCAAUGUUACAGUCCCUGGACAUGACUCCUACCUCACGAAGCUUACUAUUCCAGGGAAAUCCCAGCCCUUCAGUGCUCUUAAAAAGGAUUUUCACCUCCCGCUGCGAUGGCAGCCGGAUUCCAUCUCCGUAUCCAAUCCUUCGUGCCCGAUGAUUCCGCUGUACAAAUUCAUGCCAAGCCACUCGGCUGCCACAAAGCCCAGUCUGUGCGUGUUUUUCAUGACUCUUUUGUACGUAUUUUUGAAAUAAAGCAAGAUGUGAAACUCGACUCCCGGGAAUCAGGGAUUGGUUACUGCAGGUUAUGGCAACCCUCCCUCCUGUGGGACUGCGAUCGGACAGACUCACUGUUUUCCUUAAGAAGAAAACCGGAUGUUUCCAAACCUGGCCUAGAGCGACCUGUAACAACCAAAUGGAUCCUCAGUCUGGAUAAAAUGGAGGUCACUGCUUAACUCAUGCUGCCCACGCAAACGCCACCCUGAAGGAGUGAGUCCCAAACACUUGUAAGAAUCUACGGAGAGUCACGUGGAUCAGAGCCGCAAGGAUGGACACUUUCUAGUCACUUGCUGUGUUACGACCUUUCGUGUUAUUUGUAGAGAGCUGAUAUUGUCUAUAAGUGGUUCUCCCCAAAGGAAGAAAUUUCUAGAUAACGGGACUAAAAGCAUUUACUCUUGCCAAUGGUCUAAGGCCAAAUGAGAGAAAAUGGACAAACAUGUCUGAUGUGGCUACAGAUGCAGUGGCCUCUGUCUCCCGUGCCUUUGUCCUUGCCCCCCUGCACCUGAUGCCAUAGUCCUACGAAGAUGACCCCUCCUGUGUAACCCAGUCUCUUGCCUGAGCCUCAGAUGCAACUCCAGCAGCUCACCAGACACACCCACCUGACUACGAUGCCUAUGAACUUCGGUUCAUCCGGUUGACUGUUGAGACGCCAUGCAAGGCUGUUCGAUUCCCAUAUUCCAGUCACCGGAAGCUGCUGUAUUGAUCCCUGACAGCCUCUCCAGGCCAGUUAGCCCACCUCGCCGCUGACCCAGCUCAUGGGUGUUUACGUCUUCCACACAGAACCUGGGGAGUUGGGCUGCCCAAAGCUUUCCUGCUCCCUAAACACUACACAGUAAGUGCUCUCGAUCCCAGGUCUGGAUGGCAUUCUGAUUGUGUCACGUCUUGUUUCCUGCUCAGUAAAACUCCAUUCCAUGGGGGGUUAAGAGCACUGACUGCUCUUCCAGAGGUCCUGAGGUCAAUUCCCAGCCACCACAUGGUGGCUCACAGCCA
This is a messenger RNA of Mus caroli (Ryukyu mouse), 2367 nucleotides long. RefSeq names its product carboxypeptidase M (gene Cpm). Gene Ontology annotation, biological process: peptide metabolic process; protein processing. Gene Ontology annotation, molecular function: metallocarboxypeptidase activity; zinc ion binding. NCBI's taxonomy places the organism in Eukaryota, Metazoa, Chordata, Mammalia, Rodentia, Muridae. The record is from RefSeq and is a predicted model, not a curated record.